Molecule: messenger RNA, 2876 nt
Organism: Anarrhichthys ocellatus (wolf-eel)
Lineage: Eukaryota; Metazoa; Chordata; Actinopteri; Perciformes; Anarhichadidae
Exons: 3
Coding region: 39-653 (204 amino acids)
Source: RefSeq, a predicted model, not a curated record
GUGUCUCCACGGCGACAGAGUCGAGCCGUUUGAGUCACAUGGCCCGGGUUUCUAUUGAAACCAGUGAAGCUCAGCAUUCAGUCCAUGUUUUGGAAGCCAAUGGCAGCAGGAUGAGUGGAGCCCAACAGGACGGAGCAAUGACGGCAGACAGCCUUCAUCUGAACGGGACGGCCGCUUUGGGACUACUCGACCUGGAGACGAACACGGCUCUGUUUGAGUUCAAAGUGUUUAACAUUGUCAUCAUUGCCCUGGCCUUAUGUAUCCUCACUAUCACCGGCCUGUACUGCAUCACCGUCUGCUACAACCGAACCAGGCAGUCAAAGAGAGCCCAUGUGUAUGAGAGUGCAGUGACCCGAGGCGAGCCGGCGGACCCCGUGGCGGUCAAAGCAGUGAAGAGGUCCACCAGCUUCAUCAACCCUCUCGCCUUCUUCAGGAAACCAGAGGCGGCCAGAGACAACUCCAGGAUCUACUACAUCUACAGUAACCCGCUGCCCAUCGGACUGAAGGAGGAAGAGGAUGAGUGGGCCGCUAAAGCCCCGCGGGGACCAGAGGGGCAAAGUGCAGUGACGCUGCCGCUGACGUUUCAGGAGUACGCCAACGAUCCCAACAGUGGCGUCACCUUGGACCCUCCCAUAUUUUACAUGCAGCUCUAGAAGGUGUUGAAGAGUUGUGCUGUGGGGUUGAGGAGGAGAAAGUUGUCUGAAUGUAUCGAGGCGGCACUAGAGAGACAUCGCAACCUGGAAGGUCUGAGCUUUGACUCUGCAGAUGUGUCAGUCAAAACUAAAGAUAUGUCCUCAUGUACAGGCCACUGAAGGGGCACUCCACCCAUUUUACCAAUUAAAGUAAGUUUAGUAAUCAUGGGUGUAAAAAAAACAAACAGGAAAUAACCCUGAUGAUGUCAUAGUGAUGUCAGGGUUGUGUCAGCAAAGGCUUGGAGACUACGAAUUGAUAACAGAAACCCUGCGUUAUAGACUGGGCUAUGACGUUUGACAGAGGCGGGUGUUUACCAGGAACUUGAGACGCUAUAAAGUUGCAUUAUGGGGAAACGUAGGAUCUGAAAGCUUGGUCCAUAUUAGGGACUAAAGUUCAGGAUAUGUCCACUGCUGCUUAAAUGUUGGCCAUUCCUUAUUUACAUAUGCCCCUGCACAUCAACAUCUUAAGUGCCUGAUUAACCUGAGGGCAGCUCUGUCUCUCUCACUGCAGGCGUGUGUGUGUGUGUGUGUGUGUGAUUGCACGCAGGUGCGCUGGAGUCAGGGCACAACCAUCAGCUGCAUCUCAUCACCAUAAUCAAGCCUCUUCAACUAGUCUGCUGUCUCCACACCGCCAGAUCGAAAACUUAAAUACCAUCCUGCUCGUCCUCUCAGCUACCAGCUCCAUAUCUCCCCCAGCCCGUAUUUUUCAAAAAUAAAUAACCUUAACCUUGCAUCUCACUUUGGGUUCACUAGUUCUGCAGCCCUGUAACAUCUUUGUUUCAGUCUGUCACUUGUGUGUCUUAUGAAAGUACAAAAUGUAAUCACUGGUGUGACCAUUUAAAGCUUCAGUCUACGUCCAAGUUAAAAAGUGUGUUAACAGUUUUACAUGAAAAUCAAUAUGGGCGGGUGCAAGAGCAAACAAGGAUGUGUGUGUGAUAUUGAUCCACGCAACUGCAUUGGGUUCUACCGAUACCUGUUCUGACGUCACAGUUUUAGCCAAUAGAAGGUGGAGCAAGAGUUCUCUGUCCCUGAAAGAUAGAAGCAGGUACCUGUGGAGUUUUUCCACCACCAGUAGUGCUAUGGAGAGCAUUGCUAUUUAUUAGUGAGUCCCAGUUUUGUUUGUUCCGGAUACAGUCGUGAGCACACGACAACGUGAUCCACAUUUCUGCCAUGCUUACAGCUGUUCUAUUGACAGACAGUUGGCGGGUACAGAGGCUAAGAAGCGCAGCAACGUGGCAGCAGAAGCAGGGGAUGAGAAGACUGCAAGCUAGCAAACAUGGACGCAAACAGGGCAAGGUUUUAAAUAUUCUGCAGGUGUUUUAUAAAACAGACAAUGCAUUCAUGUCUGUAAGGCCUUCAUGACUGCAUUGUGGUGAGAAACACUGAAUGUAAACAGAACACACAUCAGGGUGCAAAAUGUAAAUGGAUUAUGCUACUAGUUAAAUAGAGGCUUAAUAAUCAUGCAUAUGUCUAAAGUUGUCAUUGUGGAUUUUUUUUUGAAAAUGCAUAUUAGGGAUAGUCUUUGAAUAUGUUAUGUAUUUUUCUUAUUUACUUUCUUCACUUCAUAUUUUCCACACCUUAAGAAAGGUUCUUCCACAUCCGAAUAACCUGAAAAAGCUCAUUAGAGACACAAAGUAGCAGACGUAUAAACAUUCUUUCUUGAUUUUUAAAAUGAUCUUUAAUAAAACUGCUGAUACAAUGUCUUUUACAAAAGAAGCCGAGUGUGAGACACUGAGAAAGAUGAGGAAAAAUACCAACGAUUAUCACUGCAGAGCAAUUGAUCGCACAGUACUCCUGGGCAAAAGGAUCGGGUUGCGCGAGAGUGCGUCCUCAGACGAUUGGCUGGGUCUCUCUGGUCAGCCACUCCAGUGCCUCCUUCCUGCCUUGCCUCUCCAUCUCUGCUCCAAUCACGUCCCGGCACUUUCUGUUGUACUCGUUCACCCAGUCGCGCUGCAGGACAGAGAAGAGGGGCCAUGACACUCUGAGGAGACUGUGGUUAAGUAGUGCAUACUGUAAUAGAAAUAGAUGGGAAUAAUAACAAAACUUUUAAGUGCAUGUAUCGUGAUUUGAAAUUGUUCCUACGUGUCACAUUUUUUCUGCAACUCUUACGGAGUGUUAAGUAGGCUACAUUUGAUUGUUUUGUUGUGUUUGAAGUCUUCACCAAUAAAAUGUUUUGAGACAAUC